This is a messenger RNA of Lactuca sativa (garden lettuce), 1290 nucleotides long. Its product is annotated as UPF0496 protein 4. Lineage: Eukaryota; Viridiplantae; Streptophyta; Magnoliopsida; Asterales; Asteraceae. The record is from RefSeq and is a predicted model, not a curated record.
CCUAGAAGAUUCUUUGCCGUAUAUUUAUUCACACGUCCCUUCUGAAUUAUAUAUAUUGAGAUCGAAAUUGAAUUCACAUUAAAAACCCGAAAAUCAAAAACAGACUGCUAAAUCCCGGCGAAUAAAACUUCUCGUCUCCGGCGACUCUAUCCGAUCGUUUCCUAUCUGUCAGCCAUGUUUCUCGUCGAGAAAACUCAUUUAACUUCCCAUUUUAAAUCAUUCACCAAGAAAUCCUCGCCUAACCACAAAAGCUACCAAUUAGCUGCUCGAUCCUUCGAUGAAAAGGUAAUUCUCCAUCUGAAAACACUAACCCCGGCCACUGAUUCAUCCAUUAUCAGCUUAUCUUGGAUGUCGAAGGCCGUUUCAUUUCUGUCGAUUGUUCAUUUCGAAGCGCAAGAUCAGAUUUCGAAUUUGAGAUCUGAAUCGGAUUAUUAUCAAGCUUUGUAUAUGGAUUACAGUCUAAAGGUACUGGAUCUGUGUAAUUUGAUUUCGUCAGCGAUUCAGCAAUUAACUGAGCGACGACUUCUGAUGAAUCUCGGUCUUAGGAUAAUAAACUCCCCGGGUCAGAUCCUGUCCCCUGAAAAACUGAAAAAGGCGAAGGAUGCUCUGAUCAGAUCCGUUAGCCACACACAAGAAAUUUCAAAGGAGAAAGGCCAACGCGCGAAGACCUUGAUAGAAGAACUGACUUUCGCCAUUAACAGCUUGCCGCUUGGUAAGACAAGUAACGCAAAAGAUCUGAUCCGGCGAACGUUACACGGACUUGGAGUCUUAACCGUCUUUGUAGCCGGCGUUUUGGUUUCCGUUCUGUACGGAGAGUCCGAUGCGGUUGAAGUCCGAGUUCCGGCGGAGUUCCUAUGGGCGGAAUUGGUCAACGGCGUGCAGACGCAAAUCUACGAACUGAUAAAGCCAAAGCAAGUCUCCAUUGGAGCAGAGAAAAAAGGGUGGUUGUUGGAGCUUGAAGAUACGGCAAAGCAAGUGGUAGCUGUAUGCGAUGUCCUCGACGAAGUUGUCUCCGACGGCGACGAGAAACACCGUGGUCGAUUGGAGAAUGACGUUAAAGAGAUGGGAAACGCUGCGGCGAAAUUCUCCGACGUUGUAAAUGUGUUGACUAACGGAAUUGACGAUUUAUUUAGUAGUGUGUUGAAAACGCGUAACGGUGUAUUAGACGGCGUGAGGAAGGGUACAUGGUAGGUGUGAAAUUGGAGUGCCGUGUGUUGAUAGUGGUUUUUGUAACGUCAUUGUAACGAAAACGUUAGGGAAAUCCCUUAAUCAAAUAUUUAUUAUACAUUA